This is a messenger RNA of Paraphaeosphaeria sporulosa, 2269 nucleotides long. RefSeq lists its product as uncharacterized. Gene Ontology annotation, cellular component: transcription factor TFIIIC complex. The coding region runs from base 233 to 2143 and encodes 636 amino acids. The record is from RefSeq and is a predicted model, not a curated record. The transcript has 4 exons. NCBI's taxonomy places the organism in Eukaryota, Fungi, Ascomycota, Dothideomycetes, Pleosporales, Didymosphaeriaceae. Gene Ontology annotation, biological process: transcription initiation at RNA polymerase III promoter.
GCGAGAACGCCAGCGUCACCGCAGCCGUCGCGACCGACGCAGACGCUGCAGACGGCCAACCGGGCUUCUCUGUGAACUGCAGUGCAGCGCAGCCGCUGCGUGUCCGCCAGCGCUGCGCGGCGAGGCCACUCUGCCAGCGGUCCGCUGCGUCCGAGAUACGCUAGGCCGGCGAUUCACUGCGAUACCCUGCCCCGUGUGUGUAUGCGGCGAGGACGCUGCCAUCGCCCGCACCAUGGACCGCAGAGACGCGGCCGAGCACACCGCGCCGUGGCUGCAGAUCCCCUCUCGCGCCGUCUCUGUCGUCGAGCACCCGUGCCUCGUCAACAACGUUGACAAGGGCAUCGUCUCGCUAGGCGGGCCUGUCAAGCUUAGCAAGGCCUUGAGGUCCAAGCUAGAGCCGCAGCCCACCGCGCAGGGGCAAGAUGCCCUUCCAAACGUCAUAUCCGUCUCGUUGCGCCCAGACGAUCCGCUUGCCAAGCGCUUGCUCUCAACGCCUGUCGCAACCAGCAAUCUGCUGCUGAGAGUGACAGUGCCCAAACGCACCGGUCGCAAGCGCAAGCGUGGCUCCUCAGGUCCAUUCCUUGCCGACGCAGACGUGGGCGCGGCGAAGGACAAGUUGCCAAUUCCUCAACACCAAAAAUCGCAUGCAGACGCUGCAACCAUCUUCCGCAGCUUGCAAGACAACGCGUCCAAAUAUGAUGUCUCCGUGGCCGGUGUGAUCGACGAGACACAUCGUUUCCGGAAUCUCCCGGACCUUCAAUAUGCGGCUUCCACAAACAGCAUCAUGCUCAAGAUCCGAGACAACGUGCUCCCACUAAGCUUUACAAAACUAAAGAAUUUCGAUUUGAGCACGGCUGCCGGACCCGACUUGACCAAGGAUGUUGGGCCCUCUGCAGAAUUUCUGCAGGUCCAAGUGGCACACAACUACCGCUUCCAACAGAACCACUACGUCAAGUACAAAGACGACAACGGCGCCGUCGCCGAGGUGAACCUCCACAAGAGCCUGGCAUGGUCCGGUUACUCCAUCAUCAAGCCCAACGCAGAGAAUGUCCCCACAGCCCCGAAGUCGAACCUACCUGCGGAGUCAGAUCUAACGCCCUACGUGCAGGAGCUCAUCCGUAGCAUCCGUGGGGAGCUCGAGAAGCGGCCCAUCAUCACCCGCCAUCUGCUUUACAACACACUUGGCUGGGACAAGCGCGAUCGAUUGCGUCAAGCUGCGGUAUAUUGCGGAUACUUUUUCGAGACUGGACCGUGGCGAGAGGCACUCAUCGUGUGGGGUGUUGAUCCGCGCAAAGACCCAAAGUACAGAUUCUACCAGACUGUGUCUUUCUUGUCUUACAAGAAGACGGGUACCGCUCGACAUUUCUCACGCUUUGACAAACACGUGCGAGAUCUAGCCCAAUGGAGCGCACAGGACCUACGGCAACAACACAUAUUCGACGGUGUGCACGUCUCGCGGACAGGAAAUCUCUUCCAGUUCUGCGACGUGACUGAUCCGCUGAUUCAGCGCAUAUUGUACACCAAGGACAUCCGCACGGCUCCCGCGCCAACGGCACAAGGCUGGUUCCACAUUGGGACGUGGGCCAAAGCAACGGUUGUUCUCAAACACAAGAUGAAUACCAUUUUGGGUGGCGACACGCCCGACAAUUCCAUAUACGAGCGUAUUCUCGCAUGGCCUGAGCUGUGGGACGACCAAACGUUCUUUGCGCAGUAUACGAAAGAGUUCCACGACAGAGAGGCGAUCCGGGGGAGGGGCGUUGAGCACACGGUCAUGAGAAAUGUGCGCUAUGCGGCGAGGAAUCCGCGAUAUGCAUUUGAGAGGUUGGAGGCGCAGCAGAGCCAGCCGCCGGGCGCAGAAGAUCAAUCCGAGGACAUGGAGGAAGUUGAGAUUGAAGAAGAUAUGACGGAGGUCCCAGAACGGGCCGAGGAUAUACUCAAUGAGGGCGAAAAUGAGUAUGACGAUAGCGAUGACGAAGUGGAAAGGAUGGUCGACGAAGAAGAUGAUGAAGACGAUGAGGAUGAUGAGCUCGAAGAGGGGAUAGAUGGGGUGUUGGAAGAAACCAUGGAUGAGGAUGCCGAUGGAGAGUGGGAGAUUGAUGAUGUGCCAGCCACCUUUGGCUUUGGUGGUCUCUAUGACACGUAGCCUCCAGUGUGCACUUCGAGAUGACAGAUCGAUUCUGGUACAAGACUCCGUGACACUGUAGUACGGGCACACUAUGGCCUGGCAUUAAGCAGGAUGCUUGCCCUAGCCGCUGCAUACAAUUUCCAU